Paramecium sonneborni is the source of this 1576-nucleotide messenger RNA. The record is from the annotation of a GenBank genome assembly. NCBI's taxonomy places the organism in Eukaryota, Ciliophora, Oligohymenophorea, Peniculida, Parameciidae.
AUGGAAUAAUUUAAUGGAAAACCUUAAGUAUUAAAUAAAUCUAUACUUUAGGAUAAUAUUCUAAUCACAUAACCAUUAACUAAAUAGAAAUAUCCAGCUUUAUUUCAUGAUGAGAAGUUUGGAAAAGAUUUUGAAUCCAAUUAUUCAAAGCUUUAAGAAAUUAUGGAUGUAAAUAUAAUUUACAACCUUAGAACUUGUAAGGAAAGGUUGAAUAAAUAGUAAAAAGUUAAGAAGAUGAUUUUAUGAAAGCAUAUAAAGACCAGAUGAAUGAAUUACAAAUAGAUUUGAAAGCUAUGAAAAGAAAAAUUGAUGAAGAGUCAUUAAAAUAAAAAGCUGAUGAAAAAAAAAGAAUUUUAGAAGAAGAAAGAGAUUAUUUUAGAUAAGAAGCUCUCAGGUUAGAUAAUUUAAAUAAGGAGCAAUUGAGAACAAUUGAAGAAUUAAAGUUCAAAUUAAAAAUUACAAUAGAAGAAAAAAAUUAUUAUGAAGGUUUUGUUAUAGGUACAUUUUACUUGCUAUGUUUAAGAUUCAAAAAAAGAAAAUAAAGCAUUAAAGUUUGAACUCUUAUAAUUAUAUAAAUAAAAAAUGGAAGAUUAAAAAACAUUAAAUCGAAUACAAUAACAAUCAUAAACUUAGUAAAUUUCUAAAUUAAAUUCGAAAAAACAAUCUGAUAAUAGGCCAUAAACAUAAGAAGGAAUCAGAUCAGAAGGAAAUUUAUUUAUUAAGGAUGAUUUUAAUUCUGAAUUUUUAAAGAGAGAGUAAUCUUCAAAAGCAGGAUUAAGAUCGCAACUAUCAACUAAAAAUAAUGAUUAAGCAUCAACAUAGUUUGAUUUUUUUAGGCGAGAAAUUUCUGCUCAAUAACAAAGUAGAUUUCAUCCUGAAAAUUAAAUGGUAUUCAAUAUAAAUACUUAUAGAUAGAAGAAAGAAAUAAUUAAAUUGCUGAAUUAAAGAUAUUGUUAUAAAAAGAAAAGAAUUUGUGUCAAUAAUUAAAGUGUGAACUAUAAAGACAAAAUUCUUAAAGGGGAGAACUUGAAGUAGUGUUGUUAGAUUGUGUAAAUUAGAUUAAGAAAGAUAUAGCAGCUAGACAAACAGUAUAAAAAUAAGCAUUUUUGGGUGGAAGUAACAAAACACCCAAAUCUUCUGAGUAAAUUGCUUUUGAAGAUAUAGAUUACCGAUAAUUUACGCAUUAAGAUAAAAAGUAAUUAUUAUUUUUUAUUUAUAAAAGAGUACUACUCAAAAAAUUUUUAAGUUCGGAAUAAUUUUUAGAUUAAAUAUAUUAACUUACAUUCAACAGUCAAAUGGCAAGUACAUCUUAAUUGAAGCUUAAUGAAAAAUGGAAAUAGGAUGCAAAUGAUGCUACUAAGAAAUUUAAUAAUUUUAAGAUAUAUAAAUUUAGGAAUAUUACUAGCUAACGUAUUUUAUUAUUUGAAUUUAGCUAUUGUAAAAUAGGUGAUACCAAAAUAAGAGUAAAACAUUUUAACAGAACUCUAAGACAAAGUUGAGUAAGGAUAAGAAUUAGUGGAUCAGAUUGUACAAAAUUGAUUCUUAUUAUCGAUGAUUAUCAUAUUUUCAAAUAUCA